This is a messenger RNA of Acytostelium subglobosum LB1, 4191 nucleotides long. RefSeq lists its product as hypothetical. Lineage: Eukaryota; Evosea; Eumycetozoa; Acytosteliales; Acytosteliaceae. The record is from RefSeq and is a predicted model, not a curated record. The transcript has 2 exons. Gene Ontology annotation, molecular function: protein binding. Bases 1 to 4191 code for a protein of 1396 amino acids.
AUGAACUAUCCAGUCAACGACGUAUUGUUGUUGUCCUCUAUCCAAUACAAUAAUGAAGUUGCAUUCAAACAUCUCAUCAACAACACCAACAUGUCAUUGAGUCCAGUUGAUGAGGACCAAAAUCAUCAUCCAUAUAUCUUUGGUCUAAUCAUCAGAACAGGCAGUAUCCCAAUGCUCGAGGCAUUCAUUCAGAUGACUGGACAUCGCACACUACCUAAUAUCUCUGAGUUGGCUUUGCUCGAGGCUAUGGACAAAGGGGAUGAACAGUUUGUCCGUCUGAUCCUUCAAUAUACAUCCUCAGUGGACAUCGAGGAGUUUGAUCCCCAGUACGACGUCGGAAAGGUAGAAGCAGAUAUGACCCGACCCGGCAUCAGUGUCAACGUGCUCCGUGUCAUUCACGAGGAGUACAACAUCGAUCACAAGUACAUACAGGUGUGGAAGCAGGCUUUGAGAUAUUCAGUUAACCACAACAUUGUGGAGAGUGUCCGCUACAUCAUUGAGCACGAGUCAUUACGCAAUGUGGUUGGAGGCACUUCCAAAAUGCUCGUGUCUUGCUGCGAGUUGGGUCACCUCGAGUCACUCCAAACAAUCAUGGCACAUAUGCCGGUGCCAAAGAAGUUCUGGUCAUAUGGAAACCCAGCCAAGCUUGCUGCCGAGAAUGGCCAUGCAAACAUCCUGCGAUACUUGGCACAACAUCACCUCGACGAAGUCAAUAUUAAUAAUGAAUUGCUCAGUACUGCGCUUCUCAACGGACAUCUCAAUGUGGCCAAUGUCAUCUUGGACGAGUUGACCAAUAUCCCAAUACAAGAGAUCUCAGUCCUUGGUAUCAAUUGGCGACUGAUCUCUGAUCAACUCAUCAAUCGCCUGGCGAAACAUCCUCGAGUCAAUUUAGCCCAUCAAUCAGAAUAUCAGCCCGAGGCAAAGAUGUCAGACUAUGAUUCAACACAGCACAGGUUCAGCUGGGCCAUUCGCAACAAUGAUCUUCCGACUGCCAAUGCGGUGAUUGAUCAUUGCCGUCGCAAUGAAUUCAAGCUUGACAGUGACAUUAGCUUUUGGUGCAAGUACAUGUCACUGGAGAUGGGCAUGCUCAUUGCUUCUUUGAGCAGUGAUCUGUUCUACAAACUGAGACACGAGGAACUAGCUCGCAUCAUUGAGUCGAUCGGCAAACCAGAUAGCUGUCUGACUGAGCAGGUGGUGGAUAAGCUUAUUGCCAACAAGAUGGUCCAGAUGGAGUCAAACGAUGAAGAGGAAUCCUCUCGUAUCCUUGAUUUGGCUGCUGGUGUGUCCCUCUCAUUGAUGAAGCUCGUUAAGAGGUCAUUGGAAACACCAAGAUACAAUGCAGGCUGUUUGUUACAAGCGAUCAAACAAGGAUGCAAUGAUAGCAUUAUUUACCUCGCAAAGGCAAAGGGCGUCAAUCAAGGUCUCAACAUCGUUCAAGACAUCCUUAAGGGAAUCGAGACAUGCUCACUGGAGACAGCCAAAGCAAUCAUUACCCACUAUCCUCUGAGUAUUACAAAGUGCAUCACAUCAUCGGUGUCCAACCCCAACCUUGCCGUGUUUGAAUACCUGCUUGACUACAAAUCAACCAACCAUACAAGUCAACAUCUUAAGGAGUUUGUCAUACGGGCGAUGCACAGGGACAAACCACAAAUACUACGAUUGUUAAUGGAGAAGAAGGAGGUGGAGAUAUGUCUUGAGCAUAUCGAGGAAGCAGCCAAACAUAACUCAUUCAACAUGUUGGAGUACCUACUUGUGACAUGGACUGCAUCACCAUUCAGUGCCAACAGAAUGACACCAUCACAUCGAUUACGCACUGUGAACACAGCACUCAACCAUGGAUAUAUCAAUGGAUUCACAAGAGUCAUUCAUCUGUGCACCUCAAUCAUCAACGAGAUAAAUUCAAACAAGAAGAGAAAGCAACCAGAUGAUCAUUCACAAUCAGAGGAGGAGUUCAACAAGAUGGAGGUCACGACACCAUCAUCAUCACGGAUGACAUUGGCAUUCCACAUGGUGUUCAGAGACAGACGACUGGGCAUGAUCAUCAUGGGAAUGAUUAGUGAAAUCUCCAAGACGGUGGGUAUCAAAGAUCAAUGGCGCAUCAGUGGUAGAGCACUGCUGGAGAUUGAUACUUUGAAAGAGUACAUAAAGUUUGGCGCAACUGAAUGGUUCAUCAAGUCGUUCAACUCAAUCUCCAGCAUAUAUCCAUUCAACACUCGAUUACUUAUGAGUGCAAUCACACACGCACAAUCAUCAAUCCUCAAUGUCCUCCUCAACAACACCAACAUGACAAUGAUUGAUUACAAGGACAACACUCGAUCCCUGCUCAGUACCCUCAUCAGUACAGCACAACACUCACAUCCUGCUAGUUGGGACCAAUCAUUUGACACACUCAGGUCAAUCACAUGUCGACAAAAGAUCCCGCUCGUGGCGGACAACCUUCUAACUUUGAUAUCGAAUCCUGCAUUCCUCCUCAAGCUUCUCAGCUCCAUCCAACUAAUUGGCCACUCUAUACGAUCUUGUCCUCAAUAUGUAGAUAUGAAGGAUCCUAAUGCAUUGGAGUUGACCAAGAUAUUCAGAGACCAUGGUCUCUUGAAUCAUCACCAGCUGAGUAUAGUACUCCAGAAAGCCGUCUUGCACAACAACACUCAGUUGAUCGAAUAUCUCAUCGAUAUCGAAGGACGGUAUUCAGAUGGUCUACUCGGUUAUUGUGGCGAUCACAACUUGAAGUUACUCGACUGGGUACUUGACAACCUAAGGACCAGGACUGAGGAUGUACUUAAUGGAUACUACGACGUUGUGGAGAGAGGGCAAUUACAAACGGCGAAGAGGAUCUACGAGUUCACGGCCAAGCAUAUCGUUGAGGAAAUCGACAAGAUGGGUCUUUACAAAACUGCCGAUGAUCCAUUGAGAGAUGGUCAUUUGGAGUUGGCAUGCUACAUCCUUGGACUACCAUACGUAGAGAGGAGCGAAGAAGAUAGAGAGGAUGAUGAGUUUUGUAUACGGGAGGUCCAUCAAUCGAUACUGUCAGUUGACUUGUUGGAGAAGGUCAUGGCGCACCCAGAGUUGAGAUGCACAUUCGAUUACGUGUUGGCAAGCGCGAUACUCACUGGCAAGAAGGAUGUGAUCGACAUGAUGAUGGCCAACAAGACAGGUGUGUUCCAGAACAACUAUCAUUAUGCACUUGGUGCCGCUGCCACCGUUGGUAAUGUGGACAUUGCAACAAUCAUCAUAGACAAGCACUAUCAUCAUUGUUUCCCAAUCCAGUACUUGAACAAAGAUGGAAAGUUUGAUAAUUACGACAAGAACAGCGAUGGUGAUCGAUACAGCAACGAUGACACCAAAGAAUCUAUCAACAAUUGGUCAAGAAUACAUCCUGAUGUUGCUCAAGUGAUCGUUCAACAGUUUGGAACAUAUAGGUUGCCUGUCAGCUAUGAUCGCCUGAAGCUUAUCAUUGGAUCGCUUGGUGUCAAGAACAGUCAGACCACUCAAGAGUUUGUUCGUGCUGCUGUCAAAGGUUGGCUUGCCAAUCGCCAAGAGAACAACUACAAAGAUAACGUGGAGUUGUUGAAGUAUGCCGCUCAGCAAUCAUUCCAAACAUUCGAGAUGGUGGACCAAGAACUGGAGCAUGAACUAUCUGCCAAAGGCGUGUGUGCAGUAAUCAGAAUAUUCGAAUCCAAGAACGAUGUUGAGGCCAUCCAGUACGUACUAGACUAUGCCAAUGAUGAAAGAGGUAGGAUGUUGGAUAUAUUCCCAUACAUCAGAGAUGAUCCAAAUUGGCUCAAGAGUCCAGAUGUCCUGGCCAUUCUGUUGGAGUAUGAUGCGAUACCCGAGAAUCGUUCACAGUCUACCAUGGUUAAAUUGAUGGACGUUGCAUGUGAGAAUGGGCGUUUGGACAUGAUACAAUAUAUCGACCAACGAUUCAACAACAACAACAUAAUGGAGAAGAAAAGAUAUCUAAUCGUCCCCUCUGUAUACUCAAUGAUUGUGGCGGCAGGACUUAAUCAUCACCAGGUACUCAACUAUCUCUUCUGUGAUGAACAUUCAUCAUAUUGCAAAGUGAUGAUCAAACAUCCAACUCACUUCAUUCGAGUUCUCAAGAGAGUUCAAUAUCAAGCAUUCAUCAGAGGAAACAUGAAAGUGAUCCGAAUGACUGCUGAGCGUAUCAAUCAUCUCCUAAACAUUACAAUCUAA